UCAUUCAUAACAAUGUUUUUUAAUCUCAUCUAUUGAUCGAUUGAUUGAUUGAUUGAUUGAUUGAUAUAUUUGUUUAUCAAUUUGUUUGACCCGUUAUGUUGUGAUCUCUGAAUAAUGAUGACCACCAUCACCACCACCACCGAUGACUGGUGAAGACCAUCAGCAGAUUGUGUGUCUUAAUUGUGGUGAGAUUGAAGCCAAAGAUAUUUUUGUAUAAUAUAUAUAUGAUAUGAUAUAUAUGAAGACAAUAGUGAUGUCGUAAAUGAUAAACAGUGAUAUCAAGUGAUAAUUAUUUGUGAGACACAAACAAAAGAUAUGUCCGGACACCGCAAGAGCUCUUCCAAUUCGUCGCUGUCGUCAUCCAAAUGGGAUCCGAUGGGCGGAACCGUAUUGAACAGUCCGUUGCUCGGCUCGCAGCCCAACGGCAAAGACAUGAAUCAAAUGCUUGUGAUUGGCGGCGGCGGUGGUGACCAUCAAUCGGCCGACGAAUAUACUAUAAACUCGGAGACUCAACGAUUGCACGACUCGACCGAUGUUUGCGAUGAACUGUUUGACGAUUCAUACCAUGAGUUCAAUUGGCGAUUAUAUAAAGGGAUUAUCUAUUCGUCGCUCAGUUCUGUCUUUUUCUCCCUUUCCUCUGUUAUCGUCAAAUAUCUGGACGACAUACACCCGGGAGAGUUGGCUGUAUUCCGGUUUGUGGGCAUAUUAUUGCUAACACUUCCGCUAGUCGUCCGCAACGGUAGUAAUCCGUUUGGACCGCCAGAGUUGCGACACUUCUUAAUACUAAGAGGUAUAGCGGGCGCCACUUCGCUAUUUCUCCGGUUUUCUGCCUUUCGGUAUUUACCGAUAGCCGAUGCGUCGGUUAUUAUAUUCUCAGUUCCCGUAUUUGUCUCAUUGUUUGCUUGUAUUUUUCUAAAAGAGUCGUGCGGUAUUUUUCAAACGAUAACAGUAUUCAUAACAAUGGUCGGUCUGUCGCUGACCACUAAACUUCCUAUUAUUUUCGGCUCCGACGGCGAUAUCAAUAUCAAUUCACAAUAUGUUAACUCAUCUAUACCUUCGUUGUUGGUCAACAUGACUAUUACGUCGGACAGUCGUCAAGAAUUGUUGGCCACACAGAAAAUGCAUCACAUCUAUGGUGUUAUGUCGGCACUGUCUUCAACGAUAUUUGCUUCGUCAGUGUUUAUAUUUAUUAGGAAAGCCAAAGGAGCUCAUCACUCCAUAAUUAUGUUCAACUUUGGUUGGGUGGCUAUCAUCGAAACGGUAAUUAUUACAGCUCUGAUGGACGGUUUUUCAUCGCCCAAAACUACCAAAGCUUGGUUUUUAAUUAUAUUGUUGGGCAUAUUCUCAUUCUGUGGCCAAAUACUGUUGACCCGUUCCCUACAGCUGGAACAGGCGGGUCCAGUAUCUGUGGUUAGAGCCGCCACAGACAUUGCGCUGGCCUUUGUCUGGCAAUUGUGGCUUUUUAACGAUAUUCCCGAUAUCUGGUCAAUAACUGGUGCCUUUUUGGUCACGGCUUGUAUUAUAAUAACAAGUGUCCGCAAAUGGGUGCUCACACUUCCGGAGCACUCAAAAUUAAAGUCGAAAUUAUAUUUUUUCCUAUACUAGGCAUUUAUCGAAAUAUAUAUAUAU
This is a messenger RNA of Oppia nitens, 1629 nucleotides long. Its product is annotated as solute carrier family 35 member G1-like. Gene Ontology annotation, cellular component: membrane. The coding region runs from base 316 to 1605 and encodes 429 amino acids. The transcript has 4 exons. Lineage: Eukaryota; Metazoa; Arthropoda; Arachnida; Sarcoptiformes; Oppiidae. The record is from RefSeq and is a predicted model, not a curated record.